AUGAACGUAGAAGCUUGGUUUUUUGGACAUCAGAAGUUAAACCUAAUAGAAUGGUUUCCAGGUUUUGAUGCUGAGAAGCAACGUUAUUCUCAUGCUUCGGUAUGGGUUACUUUUCCUGGACUUUCAAUGGAGUUUUGGACUGAAAAAACGUUGUUAACAAUGGCAAAGUCUCUGGGUACUCCUAUAGUUGUUGAUAAACGUACUUUAGCUCAUGAAUAUGGUCACUUUGCUGCAGUUCUGGUGGAUAUUGACUUCGCAGAGCCUGCUACUGAUGCUAUCCAUGUUUCUGGUGGUGGUGUGGAUUUCUUGCAACCUGUUGAGAUUCAAAAGGUUCCGAAAUUCUGUUCUAAGUGCAAGAUAAUUGGUCAUACAGAUCAGGAAUGUAGAAAACAAGCCAAAAACAAUGUGGAUAACCAAGUUCCAACACAACAGAUUGUAGCUGUCCAACAGCGAUCUAGUUCUGAGGUCCAACAAGGUACAAAAUGGAAGGUGGCGCAGCGUAAGAAAAAGGGUAAGAAGGCUUCAAAGCAGCAGUCUUCUAAUGAAACAACAGAUAUUAGUAUAACUGGAGAUGUUGAUGUGGAGUAUGCUGCUAAGCUAGAGAAGGCUCAGCAGUUGGAGGUUGCAAUGGCUAAGUGCCAAGCUGAACUUGAUGAUGUUUAUGUUGAACUUGCAAGAACUAAACAAAUUCAUGCAUCAAAUUCAGUUUUAGUUAAUGAUGGUUCAGUGGGUGAAAUUGAAUCAUCAACUAAGCCAGGUGCGGUCGUAACUAAGAUUCCUAAACCUGUUAGGACUGGUUCAACUCCAACUCCUCUUAGUGAUCAACUGAUGGCUGGUGAGUACUUGUUGAAGAGAAAUAAGUUUGAUGCUCUAAACCUAGGGAAUGAGAUGCCUGAAAGUGAGGCUGAUGCAAAGUUUAGGGAUGAAAAAGAGCUUAAACGUAAUCGCAUGCAAAUCAUGCAGCGACGUAUUAAUAAUUCUACGGGUAGGAUUUCCCAAACUCACACGGUUUCCCAAACAGAUGAGGCUUCCCAAACUGAGAACGUUUCUUUGUUAGGAAAUUGUGUAGGAAAAGGAAGUUGUUUGACAAAAGGAAACACGUUGAGUUUAUACUCUGGUGAAUCCUCUAAGAUGGGUAAUGUUUCCUCCAAAACUUGUUUGUAA
This is a messenger RNA of Papaver somniferum (opium poppy), 1164 nucleotides long. RefSeq lists its product as uncharacterized. The coding region runs from base 1 to 1164 and encodes 387 amino acids. The record is from RefSeq and is a predicted model, not a curated record. The transcript has a single exon. NCBI's taxonomy places the organism in Eukaryota, Viridiplantae, Streptophyta, Magnoliopsida, Ranunculales, Papaveraceae.